AUGAAAAAUUAUAUUUAUGAUUGCAGAAAUAAAUAUGAACAGAACAAAUCAGAUAAUUUAGAAAAUAUUGAUGAAGAAGUUGGGGAUAUAUUUUCUCGAUGUGAUGAUAAUCAAAAUAAGAUUUGUAAAGUUGAAAAUAAAGAAGCAAUGAUACAACAAAACAAAUAUGUCUACCCAACGAUUAAUGUCAAUGAUGUUAGUAAAAAAAAGGAUAAUGAUUAUGAGAUCGAAAAAAAAAAAUAUGACUGUAAUUGGAGUAUAAAGAACACUCGAUACAAUAAUGAUAAAAAAAGUAAAUCGGAUAAAAAUAUGUUUCGUAUUUUGUGCAAAAAAUAUACAAAAGCAAUUAUUCAUAAACCAAGAUAUUUAAUACUUGGUUUAAUUAUAGGAUGCUUGAUGUCUAUGGUAAUGUUUUUUUCUAUUUAUAAUAAUUUUUUCCAGAAAUGUGAUAGAAAAUAUAAUAGUGAAAAUAGGAAUGAUAGUGGCUGUACAUAUUCUGGUUUAUUUUCUAAAUAUUUAAGUGAAAAUAAUUAUCUCAAAAUAAAUAUAGAGAAAAGUGAAAAUGUAAUAAUUAAAUCUAGUAAUAAGAUUGGGGAAAAUGUAGAUGAUUUUUUAAAAAAUUAUAAGAAAGAAAAAACAGCAUCUCUACUAUUUUAUAUUGAUAAAAAUAACACAGAUAUUCCUGAAAAUAAUAAUUUAUUAAAUUAUGAAACAUUAAAGGAUAUAUUUUUUUUAAUUGAAUAUUUUAAACAAAUUAAAAUAAAAGGUAAUAAGACAUGGAAAGAUAUAUGUAAACGGUUUGACAUACCAUUAAAUGGUUCGAAGUGUUUUGUGUUAGGUCUUUUUACUUUUCAUGAAAUACAAGCUGGAUUUUAUGAUUCUGAAAAUAAUUUAGAAAAAUAUUUUGAUAGUAUAAUUAAAAAAGAUCAGAAAUCAAUAAUGCGAUAUUUUUCUAAUUGUAUAAAAUUUAUUCCACAUUUUUUAUAUUAUCCACAUAUAUUUAAUAAAAAAAGUAUAAACCUAAAUCAUAUAAUGCUAGAUUUAGGUAAAAAUAUUGAAGCGCUUUUAUUUGUUUUUAAUUUUGACGAAAUGAUUGAUGAAGAUUUGCUGUUAAAUGAGUGGUUUCAUGAAUUAAACAAAAUUGUAGAAAUAGUAAAUUCUGGAAAAUUGAAAGAUUUAGUUAUAAAUAAUCCAGACAACACAAGUUUUUUAUAUAAGUUGGAAAUUAAUAAUAAAUUAAACAUAGAAAGUGAAAUAAUAGAUAAAAAAAAAUGGAAAAUUGCAGUUGUUAAUAAUAAAAUUCUUGAAGAAAAUGAAACAAUGUCUAUCAUCUCAGGUUUUAAAUCAAAUUAUUUAUUUAUAAUAUUAUCAUAUUUUUUUAUCAUAUAUUAUAUAAAUUCAUUUACAUCAAAUAUGAAUAUAAAACAAAAAAAUAAAAUUAUUAUUAUUAUGAGCAUAUAUGCGUUGUCGUUAUUUUCUUUCAGUACAAGUUUUUUUUUACAUAUACUAUUUGGAUUAUAUAUAUUAAAAAUAUAUUUGUUAAAUUAUUUUUUGGUGUUUUUCUUGAGCUUUAUAUUUUGUUGUAUUAAUAUUUUUUAUUAUGAAAAAGAAGAAAAAAAGAAAAAUGGCGAGAUAACAAAAUUUGUACAAAAAUUGUCUAAUAAGAAUACGUCAGAGGAAUGUUGCAAAAUAAAUACGAACAAAUAUUAUUUUAGAGCAAGUUAUAAAUCAUUAAUAUUAGUUUCUAAAAUAGUUUUAGUGCUUAUAAUAAUAUAUUUAAUUGGUUUAACAUGUUCAUAUAAAAUUGUUAAUAAAUUUUCUGCAAAUUCAUUGAUUAAUCUUAUUACUUUAUUUUUUUUUUAUGCCUUAUUUUUUAAUAAUGUUUUUUUAAUGAUGAUAUACAAAAGGGAAAUAAAUAUUAACAUUGAUAAAGAUAAACAUAUCGAGGGUUCUCAAAAUAGUUCAAAUAAUAUUCCUAGAGUAAUAGGCAAUCAUAUAUCAGAAUUAGCUAGUCCACGUGCUAAUAAUAAUAGUAAUAACUUUGUUAUUUCCAAUAUUCGGGAAAAUCCAAGUAAUAAAUCUGAAGUCGUCGAAAAUACAAUAAAUGAAUUUUAUAAGAACAACGAUAAAAUAGCAACUAUAAAAUAUGCGCAAAAUUAUAAUAAUGAAAAUAUAGAAAAUUGUCCAAAAUUAAAUGAAAAUUCGAAUUCUGUAUAUCCCUCCAAUUUAGUAUCAGAUUGCAAUAGAAGUGACUACAAAAUGAAUGAGAAUAAAAAAGAAAAUAUGGUAGAAAAAGUCGAGGAAAAAAUAAUGCAAAUAUAUGAAAGUUUAUAUAUUAAAAAAAUAAUAGGAAUUGUAGUAUUUUGUUCACUUUUAUUUAUUUCAUUAUUUUUGUAUAUGAUUAUUAAGCAUGAUAUAAUAUUUGAUCCAUAUAAAUAUAUACACAAGGAUUCGAGGUUAAACAUGUUUUUUUCUAUAUUUGAAAAAAAAGCUAAUUACAUAUUAGAGCCUGGAUACAUUGUUUUACCAUCUUAUAAUAAUUUUGAUUAUGAACUUGAAGAAAAUAGAGAUAAAAUUAUAAACUUAAUUGAGAAACUAAAAGAUGAAGGAUGUAUUAAUGAACCUAUUAUUUCAUGGGUUCAUGGAUUCAAAUUAAGCCAAAACAUUUGUGGUAAUAUAAGCCCGUUAGAUAAACAAUAUAAUUUAGAGAAUUAUGUAAAACAGUGUAAUAAUAUUGUUACACAAAAAAAAAAUAAGAAAAUGCAUUUUGAAGAUUUAAAAAAUAUUUUUUGUCAAAAUAAAGAAGAUUUAUGUACAAAUUUUUAUAAACUUAUUUAUUUUUGGAUGAACAUGAAAGACGAUGAAAUAUAUGAUAGCCAAUUUGUUCGAAUUAAGACAGAUUUUCAGAAUAAUAUGAAUAAAUUAUUACCUCAAUUUUAUACAAUAACUCCACAUUUGUUCUAUGAAAAUUUUAUAGUGAUGGACCCGUCUCAUAACAUAACGAGCAGUAGGAUCGGAUUUUUUCUUCAUAAUUAUCCAACAAAUCAAGAUAAAAACAUACAAUUAUUAAAAAAAAUAGAAAAAAUUGUAAAAAAUAGCAAUAUCAAAGAUGUAUAUUUUUAUUCAGAUACAUAUGUAUUGUAUAAUCAAGCUUUAAAUUUUUAUCAAGAAUAUAAAUCAAUAUUGAUAUUAUAUAUUUUAUUAAUACUUUUAUUAAUAUAUUUAUUUAAUAUAAUGAGUAUAAUAAUAAUAUUUAAAUUUUGGUUAUGUACAAUUUUAAGUGGAUUAUAUUUUAUUCAUUGUUUUUAUAUAAAUACAGAUUCAAUAGGAAUCAUAUUACUGAUUCUAGGUUCAGCAAUAUCUAUGUCUCACUAUUUAUAUUCAACUCUUUUUUUUAAAGAAGUAAUUAUAAAAAAUAAAAGUUUUAAGUUGCAGAUGUGGAAAUCUCUACCUUAUUUUAUAUUCCUGGCAUUGUAUCAAAUAAGCUUUCGUUUUAAUGAUUAUGUUUCCAAUGUUUUUAGAUUUUUAAUUUUGAAUCAUUUAUUUUGGUUUUUAUUUUAUUGCCUUAUCAUAUUUUUUAUGCAAAAAACACACAAAAAUAGAGAACGAUGCAGAUGCAUUGGUCAAUCAUAA
Messenger RNA from Plasmodium berghei ANKA, 3633 nucleotides. Its product is annotated as conserved Plasmodium protein, unknown function. The coding region runs from base 1 to 3633 and encodes 1210 amino acids. NCBI's taxonomy places the organism in Eukaryota, Apicomplexa, Aconoidasida, Haemosporida, Plasmodiidae. The record is from RefSeq and is a predicted model, not a curated record. The transcript is spliced from 3 exons.